This is a messenger RNA of Prunus avium (sweet cherry), 1152 nucleotides long. Its product is annotated as delta(12)-acyl-lipid-desaturase-like. Gene Ontology annotation, biological process: lipid metabolic process. NCBI's taxonomy places the organism in Eukaryota, Viridiplantae, Streptophyta, Magnoliopsida, Rosales, Rosaceae. Gene Ontology annotation, molecular function: oxidoreductase activity, acting on paired donors, with oxidation of a pair of donors resulting in the reduction of molecular oxygen to two molecules of water. The record is from RefSeq and is a predicted model, not a curated record.
AUGGGAUCCGGUGGAAAGAAGGUCUCUAAAUCACGUAUUGAAGACAAGAAAAUCACCCACCAAAGAGCACCAACGUCGAAACCACCAUUCACCCUAAGGCAAAUAAAAAACGCCAUUCCACCACAUUGCUUCAACCGCUCUCUCCUCCGCUCCUUCUCCUAUGUCCUCUUCGACCUUACCCUAUCCUUCCUCCUCUACCACAUUGCCACCUCAUACUUCCACCUCCUCCCUCACCCCCUCCUCCCCUACAUCUCUUGGCCCAUCUAUUGGAUCCUCCAAGGCUGCAUGCUAACCAGUGUCUGGAUCAUCGCACAUGAAUGUGGCCACCAUGCCUUCAGUGACUACCAAUUAGUGGACGACGUCGUUGGCCUCGUCCUCCACACUGCUCUUCUUGUCCCUUAUUUCUCAUGGAAGUACAGCCACCGCCGCCACCACUCGAACAUCGGUUCGAUGGAGCGGGACGAAGUGUUUGUUCCAAAACCUAAGUCUAAGAUGCCAUGGUACAACAAUUACUUCAACAACCCACCAGGCAGGCUCUUGGUUAUUCUUGUCACUCUAACAGUCGGCUGGCCCUUGUAUUUGGCUUUCAACAUCUCGGGCCGGGAAUACGACCGGUUUACAUGCCACUACGAUCCCAACGGCCCUAUAUUUUCCAACCGGGAGAGGCUUCAAGUUUACAUUUCUGACCUCGGGAUCAUGUCUGCUAUUUAUGUGCUCUAUAAAAUUGUCAUGGCCAAAGGGUUUGUUUGGCUUGUUUGUGUUUAUGGGGUGCCAAUGAUUGUGGUUAAUGUGUGUGUUGUGCUAAUCACAUACUUGCAGCACACGCAUCCUUCGCUGCCGCACUACGGCGCGUCGGAAUGGGAUUGGCUGAGAGGGGCUUUGGCGACUGUGGACAGAGACUAUGGGGUGCUUAACAAGGUGUUCCAUAAUAGUACAAAUACACAUGUUGUGCACCAUCUCUUCUCUACAAUGCCGCAUUAUCAUGCAAUGGAAGCAACCAAUGUGCUCAAGCCUAUUUUGGGAGAGUAUUAUAGUUUUGACGCAACUCCAAUUUGGAAGGCUCUGUGGAGGGAGGCAAGAGAGUGCCUUUUUGUUGAACCUGAUGAGGAUGGUGCUCAAAACGGUGUGUUUUGGUACCGGAACAAGUUCUGA